Ctenopharyngodon idella (grass carp) is the source of this 3666-nucleotide messenger RNA. It is a transcript of the gene slc9a2, whose product is annotated as solute carrier family 9 member 2. Gene Ontology annotation, cellular component: membrane. The record is from RefSeq and is a predicted model, not a curated record. Gene Ontology annotation, molecular function: sodium:proton antiporter activity. The transcript is spliced from 12 exons. The coding region runs from base 645 to 3029 and encodes 794 amino acids. NCBI's taxonomy places the organism in Eukaryota, Metazoa, Chordata, Actinopteri, Cypriniformes, Xenocyprididae. Gene Ontology annotation, biological process: regulation of pH; sodium ion transport; proton transmembrane transport.
CUAGUGGUUGCUAUGUUCUGCAACAAAUAUGCUGUUUCACCUGCCAUAUCAUUAUUAUUAUGCCGUAUUUAACAUUUAACAGUUUAUUAGCAAAUUAGCAUGGGCUCAUAAGGCUUUCACAAUUAAUACAGUUUAAUUUAAUAGCUGUAGUUAGGUUACUGUUUUUGAGGAAGCUGUCAUGAUAGCCUACAUGUUUGUAGGCUAAUUGAGAUACACUAACUGUGAACAACACAAAUGCGCGUGAAUCUCUAAGCUUCGGAAGUGUUUGUUGUGGCAUUUAGGAACAGGUUCUUUCUAUUAAAAAUGCGUUCAUAGAACUAUAAGGAAGCGUAAAUAUUUCAAAGGAAAGUGUAGCCUACAGACAAAUCAGGUGUGGCAUUUGCCCUCAUCUGAUUUGACCACACACCUGCUGGCUGCGCGAGACAGAGAGCCAAAAUUUAGUCGAGUGCGGAAAAUCACACGCAAACGACGAUCGCUGUGUAGCUACUAGAGAAAAAGGGACGUAUAUACGUAUGCUUAUGAAUGGAAUAAUGUAAUGUAAUGUAAACGAUUUUAACAUUUUUCUUUUUAUCUUUUAGACUACAUAUUUACUAUUGUAUUUAAGCUAUGUCAACUUUUGGCACAUGCUUAUGAUCUGAUAAAAUAUGGUGUUUAAUUUUGAUGUAAGGACGCAUCUCAACUUUUUUAUUUUGUGCGUAAUUUUUGUGUCUGGAUAUGGAGCAAACGCCAAUGUUGCUUAUAAACCGACUACUCCAUCUAAACUUCCCCCAUGGAAAACGAUGGGUGAGACUGAUGCUGACCCUGGCAAAACAACCCAAACGGUGUUUACACUGAACUACCCUCGUAUUCAGAUCCCGUUUGAGAUUACUUUAUGGGUGCUGCUUGCUUCCUUUGCCAAAAUAGGUUUCCAUGUCUACCAUAAGAUCACGGUCUGGGUGCCGGAAUCCUGUUUGCUGAUCUCCAUUGGUCUCAUAGUGGGGGGCAUCAUGCACUCGGUGCACGAGCAGCCACCUGCAGUGCUCACCUCCAACGCCUUUUUCCUUUACAUGUUGCCACUCAUUGUUCUAGACUCAGGCUACUUCAUGCCCACUCGGCCUUUUUUUGAGAAUUUUGGCACGGUGCUGUGGUAUGCUGUUGUUGGUACCUUGUGGAAUUCCAUUGGCAUUGGCAUCUCCCUGUUUGCCAUCUGCCAGAUCGAGGCUUUUGGUGUGCAGGACAUCAACCUGCAGGAGAACCUCCUCUUCGCCUCCAUCAUCUCAGCCGUAGAACCGGUUGCUGUGCUCGCUGUGUUUGAGGACAUCAGCAUCAACGAGCAGCUCUAUAUUGUGGUAUUUGGAGAGUGCCUGUUCAAUGAUGCUGUCACUGUGGUGCUGUAUAAUUUUUUCAAUCGUGUAGCAGUGAUGCCUGUGAUUGAAGCUGGAGAUGUUUUUCUGGACAUAGGUAGUUUUUUUGUGGUGGGUUUGGGUGGUGUGCUUUUGGGCCUACUGUUUGGCUUUGUGGCAGCCUUCAGCACACGCUUUACUGGAAAAGUGAGAGAGAUCGAGCCUCUUAUCAUCUUCAUGUUCAGUUACCUGGCCUAUCUAUUAGCUGAGCUCUUUGCCAUCUCCAGCAUCAUGGCCAUUGUAACCUGCGCUUUGACUAUGAAGUAUUACGUGGAGGAGAAUGUAUCCCAGCGUUCCUGUACCACUAUUCGCCAUGUCAUUAAGAUGGUUGGAAGUGUGUCAGAAACUCUGAUCUUUUUCUUCCUGGGUGUUGUUACCAUAACAACAGAGCACGAGUGGAACUGGGGCUACAUCCUCUUUACUCUGCUAUUUGCUCUGCUUUGGAGAGGCCUAGGAAUCCUGGUCCUAACGCAGAUCAUUAACCCUUUCCGCACAAUUCCUUUCAACUUCAAAGAUCAGUUUGGUUUAGCCUAUGGUGGGCUGAGAGGAGCCGUGUCCUUUGCCUUGGCCUUCACUCUCCCUGAGAGCAUUGGCUGCAAAAAACUAUUCAUCACAGGCACGAUUGUCGUCAUCAUCUUCACAGUGUUCAUUCAGGGAAUUACAAUAAGACCUCUUCUAAAAUUAAUGAAUGUCCGUAAGACAAAUCGAAACGUUGAGACCAUUAAUGUUGAGAUUCACAAAAGGUUAAUGGAGCACACUAUUACAGGCAUUGAAGAUCUAUGUGGACAAUGGAGUCACUACUUUUGGAAAGACAAGUUCAUGAAGUUUAAUAACCGGAUCAUUCGCAAGAUUUUAAUCCGUGAUACUCGUCCAGAGUCGAGCAUUGUGGCUCUGUACAAGAAACUGGAGCUUCAGAACGCCAUGGAGAUUCUGGACACAAUGUCCGGUGACAUCAGUGCAGCUCCCUCUUUAAUUUCAUUACAUGAAGAGAGAAAGAAAGCCUCAAAGUCCAGGAAGAAGUUAUUGCCAUCUGAUGUGACAAAUAUGCAUGAGCUCUUAUCGAAGAACAUGUACAAGAUCAGACAGAGGACAGUGUCUUAUACCAAUAAGCAUUCAUUACCCAAUGAUAUCACAGCCAGAGAGAUCCUGAUAAGACGGCACACAAGCUUACGACGCAGCCUCAGAGCUGGAAGCUUCCAUGGCACUAAUGCUGCAAAAAUGUCCCAGAAGUUUUUUUCUCUGCCGAUGGGUCAGAGUCUGAACUCUGGAUUCCCUCCAGGGAGAUUCGGUCACACCGGAGAUGGUGAUACUGAAACCGAGAUUGACUAUCCGUCAAACAGGCCCAUGUUCAGGCAUCCACGGAGAUUGUCAUCUAAAGUAGUGAUGCCUCUCAGGCCGCUAGACACUCUGAAGGAAGCGGCUUCCUCUGUGAACAUGUUGGAUGAACAAAAUGAGGAGCAGAGGAUGUCACAUCUGAGGUCAAACAUCAGCCAUUCAGGACAUCAGACCUCAAAUCUGCCUUAUGGCUCAUCUAGGAAUUAUAGUAACAAAGACUGUGAGGGUGGAGAACAGCAAUCAAGGCCGAACACAUGGGUACAGAAACCUCAGAAUGAUGUACAGCAGCCUUUGAUGAGGAGACCACGCUGAUCUACAGGGGUGGAUACUGUUAAUGCAGCUGGACUGCUAUUACCUGAAGAAGAGAUCACACAACUCUGAAGCAAACUAAAACACUUACGCUAGAGAGAAAGGGAAGAAUUUACUCCAUGUUAAACAUAAUCACAAACUAUUCCUACGCAAGAAAUUUACAUAAGAGCUUUCUAUGACACUAAAACUAUCAGAAAUAGCGACAUAUAGGUCUUAAAGCCACAUAGUGUAUGCUUCAUGUGCAUUUAAAUUGGGUGCAUUGUCAUUUUCAUUUACAUGUUUUUUUUUGUAACUUACUGAAUUGAAUGUUAGCUUUGGGAACUAAAUAUUGCUAUUCAUGAGAUUUAAUAACUGGAUUUAAGUUCAUUACAUUAUUUAGUCACAGAUAAAUAUAAAUAUGAUGAAUGAAAUUUCUAAAUGAAACAAUUACUUGAUCCAUGAAAGUGGAAUUUGUUUAUAGGACAUGGGCACAAAUAUUAAAUUAUAAUAUAUUAUUAGCUCAAACAGUCCUCCAGUGUACAGUAUGAUACUAUUCAAAUGUUUAUGCUUUUUGAAUGAACUAUGAAAGAAACUAAAAUUACAUAACACCAGAAUUUUGUGUAGGCUCAGGCUACUUUUAUUUUCAUCUGUUUGAAAAUAA